Hydatigera taeniaeformis is the source of this 1281-nucleotide messenger RNA. The record is from the annotation of a GenBank genome assembly. NCBI's taxonomy places the organism in Eukaryota, Metazoa, Platyhelminthes, Cestoda, Cyclophyllidea, Taeniidae.
UUGGCGCUUGACUUCCUUUUAGGUGGUGUGGAUCUCAAUUCUUGUGACUGCAUUUAUGAACAAAAGGCAUGUAACAGAUGGCCGAAUGUGUUCGUGGUAAAAACCACACACCGAGGCAAGAGGCGAGAUUACCUCUUCUCUGCAAAUUCGCUGGAAGAGAUGAAUGAUUGGAUUUCACAACUUACCAAAGCUUUACACAUGGUACCCGACCGAACUCCGGGUUCCCCUCUUAAAUUGCGUGUGCCAUUCAUCGAAUUGUUCUGUUUCUUAGAUGUUGUUGGGCGAAACAGUUCUAAUUUAAGCUACCUUGGAUCCCGAAGACCAGUGAUACCCACUACUACAAAAGUGUCGAACUUUGCUCUGAACUCUAACCAAUUCAAAGGAUCGCGGGGUUAUCUGGAACGUGGAUUUACUGAGGAAUACAGAACCUCAUUUGGAGAGGCUACAGCUGAUGACGAGGACUGCUAUCACGUAUUACCACAACCCGACCACGCUUAUGUAAACCUCAAAGGCGAUGGAAGCGUAGUCAUUGAAGAUAAUCUCCAAAAUGACCAAGGGCCUCCGCGCGGUGAUAAUGGUCCUCGUCCAGACAGCGUCUACUUCAAUGUUUGGGAUUCACCAACGGUGGAUGUCAACGACGGUAAUCGCGAUCAAUCGGCGUAUCAUGUCGAUUUAUCGGAGUCGGAGCAACCAGACAGGGAAGCCUUAGGAGCUGUAGAGGACAAAGAGGCAAAAGCGCGUUGCCAGCUGCACACCAAGGAAGCUCUUCGCUCCGGUCAUGAGAAUUUUAGCAAAACUCAGUUGCCUAAACGAUCUCGAACCCGUACGACCUCGUCUUCAUCAAGUGCGGUCUCAUUUGAUGAUGGUGAUGGGAACGAGAGUGAUGCAGGUGGUAGCAAAAACGCUGGGGCCUUGAAAACCCUUAGUGGUGUUGUCGAAGCUGAGGCCGCAGCCUCCAGUCUAGAGGAGGGCGCUUGCGUGAAGGCGGGGAAUACAUCCGGCCCUGCUGCUGAUACUGGUGGGUCAGCGAUCCACUAUUUGGAUGCAGAAAAUCUGGACUUUUCUCUGCGUCAACGCAGUGGCCAUGGCGUGGCGAACGCUGUUCCGAUCGUUCCUCCAAAGCCUGUGCACCUGCGUCGGAUGACCCCAGCGGAGGCAACAACAGAGGUUAGUGCAUCCAACGAUGUCACUUCUAGCGGCUACAACGAGCUCGAUCCGCGCAGCACGCAAGCAUUUUUCAUGGUCACCAAGAGAGUCUUCGGUGAUGCUAAUGAAGCUUGA